AUGGCCACUAGCAACGCCGAAUAUGUCAUGACCGAGAUUCUGCCCGGCAGCUCGGACCGAAGCAGAAUCUUUCUCCCCAACGUGUACAGUAGCCCUAAGGACCGACGACAGCGCUUCAAGGCCCUUAUGAAGAAGGCCGUCAACCUGGCGGGCUCCAACCCCCUCGUGGUGGCGGGUGACUUUAAUGCUCCGCACCACAACCUGGGGCUACCCGUACGACACCAGCAAGAGUUGGGCACCUCGUCAUGUAGAGACUCGGCCCCCGACUUGACCUUCGUCAAGAAUCUCACCGAGGCACAGUGGACCAAUUCGGCGACAGACUUGGGUAGCGUCCACUACGUCCUGGUCACGCAGUUCUCAGUCGCCCGAAAGAAGGCACGGGAGUUUUCUUGGACGGACUGGGACCAGUUUCGCAAAAUCAGGGAGGACGUCAGGAGUACCACCAAGAAGAUCAGCACCGACCUUCCGGUUGAGAAGAUUGACAGCCGCCUGGCCCACCUGCUCGAGGCCAAGCAGUCGCUUCUUGCCCGCCGGAAAAGCCAGCGCCUAAACCGUAGGUUGCGCAAGAAGAUCUCGGAACUGAACAAGACCAUCGAGAAGCACUGCCGCGUCCUCGCCAAGCAGCAGUGGGACGAGGUGUGCAACUCGGUGGACGGCCAGAUGCGCAAUGGCAAGACGUGGAACCUGCUCAAGCCCCUGCUCGACGAGACUAACACCAGGACCAACCAGCGGCACCUACUAGCGCGGGCUGUGCACGAGGCGAAGCAGUCCUCUUCCGAAGAGGAGGUCAUGAAGCAGCUGGUGCAAAAGUACCUCCCUGUCGACUCGAGCCCCACAACAACGUACCCCGAGUACUCCGGACCGGCCAACCCUGAACUGGACGCCGAGAUCUGCAACGAAGAGGUUCGCCGGGUGCUCCACGAGCUCAAUGGAAGUGAGGCUUGGAAGGUCGGCGAGGUCCCCGAUCCGUGGAAACUCGCACACACCGUGCUCAUCCCCAAGCCCGGCAAGCCACCCAACCUGGACAACCUGCGCCCCAUUUCGCUCAUGUCCUGCGUGGGCAAAGUGGCCGAGCACGUGGUGCUCAACAGGCUGACCCGGUACUUGGAGGACAAUGGGCUCUACCAGCACACCAUGAUCGGUUUUCGCGCCAAGCUCUAG
This is a messenger RNA of Rhipicephalus sanguineus (brown dog tick), 1161 nucleotides long. RefSeq lists its product as uncharacterized. The transcript is spliced from 4 exons. The record is from RefSeq and is a predicted model, not a curated record. Lineage: Eukaryota; Metazoa; Arthropoda; Arachnida; Ixodida; Ixodidae. Bases 1 to 1161 code for a protein of 386 amino acids.